GCAUAGCAGGGACCUUAUAAUUUGCAAACCCAGUGUUAUAUUGAUUGCUUCAUAUACACACCUCUCUCUCUCUCUCUCUCUCUAUCUCUCUCUAUAUAUUUCUCUCUUUCUCCCUAAAGAAAAGGAAUAUACCUGUAGUUAUAUCUCUACCAAAAUGGUUAAGCAAAAGAUGGUUCUCAAGGUCUCAAUGGAGGAUCCCAAGAAACGCUCAAAGGCACUUCAAAUUGCUACUCGAUUUAUUGGUGUUAUAUCCGCAUCGUUGGAAGGCGAUAAGAUCGUGGUGGUCGGCGACGGGAUCGAUGCGAUCGCUCUAACGACAGCGCUGAGGAAGCGAAUGUUCUACGCAGAAUUGAUCAACGUCGCGCCUGUGGAGGCUAAGAAAGAGGAGAAGAAGGAGGAGAAGAAAGAGGAGAAGAAACCAACACCACCCCUCCCAUAUCAUAAUUUUGCAGUGGUUCAACCAUACCCAUACCCAUACCCAUAUGUUGAUCAAGAGUCUAGUUAUGACCCUUGCCGUAUUAUGUAGAAGAAGAUUAUUAUGAGUUAGUAAGGGAACCAACCCAAAAAUGUGUUCUCCUUUUGUUUGGUGGUUUUGGGCUUUUAAGAUACUUACUAGGCUAGGGAGCAAUUUUGAAAAUUUUCAAUCAAAUUUCCAUCUAUUGUGAUACUAUGUAUUUGGUUUUGAAAGGUAUAAAAAUGUGAGUUUGUGGUUAUUAUUGA
Ananas comosus (pineapple) is the source of this 720-nucleotide messenger RNA. RefSeq lists its product as uncharacterized. NCBI's taxonomy places the organism in Eukaryota, Viridiplantae, Streptophyta, Magnoliopsida, Poales, Bromeliaceae. The transcript has 3 exons. Bases 155 to 526 code for a protein of 123 amino acids. The record is from RefSeq and is a predicted model, not a curated record.